This is a messenger RNA of Leishmania braziliensis MHOM/BR/75/M2904, 3555 nucleotides long. RefSeq lists its product as hypothetical. Bases 1 to 3555 code for a protein of 1184 amino acids. The record is from RefSeq and is a predicted model, not a curated record. Lineage: Eukaryota; Euglenozoa; Kinetoplastea; Trypanosomatida; Trypanosomatidae. The transcript has a single exon.
AUGGGGCUUUCUCAGAGGGGCCACCCGGUGAGCAGUGACUCUGCAGGUGCGGCAGGUCGUUUCAAGCGGCAGCGCGUGCGUGAAGCGGAGGCGAGGCGUCAGGAGCAGCGCGUUGAGGAUGUGCUGACCCACACUACUCACAUCGUCGACGCGAUCGCCACGAUCAAUGGAAAAUACGUGCUCACUCUCAACGAUGAGCGGGCACGGCUAGUGCACCAGGUGACGGAGCUGCAGACACAAUUGACGAAGCACCAGCGGCAGCAUGCUGAGGACACCACCCAUCUGGUCUUGAGUGAGUUCGCGCGUCUUCGCGGGGUGGUGAGCAGCGGCGUAAAGGAUCGGCUCCUUCAGUCGCUGCGGGAAGAAGCAAAUAAGGGCCACGCUGACGUCUUCGACGCCGUCUCGGCGCACGUGGAUGAUGCCCUUCAGGGGUCCCUUGCCGUGGCCGACACCGAACUGUCGGCCGAGCGACAGCUGAAUCACACUCUGGUGCAGCAACUACAGAACUACACGCAAACCCUUCUAAGGGAAGUGAAGGGCGCCACGUCACGCGCCUUUCGGGCUGAAGUGGAGGUGAUGCAGCGUGAUGUGCUCGUGGCGAAGCUGCAGGCAGCCUGCGUUUUCGCCCAGAACCGACAGGUUCGCCAUGAGCAGGAGGUGGAUGCGCUCAUGCGGGUGGUGGCGCAACUCGCUGAAAAGAGUCGCUAUGCCGAGUCGGCGCGGGCAGAUGUGCGCCGAGCGAAGCACCACGUACGACUACUCGAGCAGCACCUUGGACUGAACGAGAUAGUGGCUGCCGUCCAGGCCGAGAUGACGCGUGCGCCUUCUGACGCAUCUGCGGAGGUCCGUCAGAGCAUCAGCCCACCUCUAGCACCCGAUCCGUCGCUGCGGUCUAGUGCGCCACACUACUUUGCUAUGAAGAUGCUGGAGCACAAGGAGGUGACGCUGACGGAGCUUGUCGACUCAUGGCAACAGCAGGAGUCACGAAUCAUGGAGGCAGAGCAACGCUAUGCACGUCUCGAAGGCGUUGUGAGCCGGGUGCAGCGUGAUGCCCUCGUCGUACAUCAGCGCUAUCUGGAGGAGAAGCAGCGCCGCGAGAUUGCUGAGAGACGAAUUACAGACAUGGUGCGGGAGCGUCUUCACCCACAGAAGGAUCUUGCCAUCUCACAGGAGGUGCAGCGGCUGCGGUGGGCAUACACCGAGGUGGUGGACGACGCUGCUCAGCUGGCCGUGAACCUAAAGGUGUGCCGGGAUGAGCUUCAGCGCUCACAGGAGGACGCGGCUCGUUUGUCUGCCCAAGUGCGGCAGCUGCAGCGCGAUGCUGAGACGGACCAGGUGGCGCUAACCAUCCGAGAACUCCGCAACGAGUACGCUGCGCGCGUGCGUGACCUCGAGGAGGAGUCGACACGAGCCGAGAUGCAGCUGAGCCUCGCCCAGCGUGUGUCAAAGCAGUACGGCGCCGCUGCCACGGAGGCUACGGCAGCACUACAGCGGGCCGCGCAAGCCAACCGGGAGCUGAGCUCUGCAGCGCUGCAGGUGAUUUCUGGUGACCGUAGCACCCUUGCGACCUCGAGCUCCGCGUGGAGGGAGGAGGUGGAGCUGGUAGAGGCGCAAGCGGAGAGGCUGCUGUCCGCGACAGCGGCAGCGAAGGAGUUUGCAGCUGCUCACGGCGAGUUGUACGACACGCAGAUGGAGGCGCUUAUGCGCCAGUGGACCCUCGUGAGGGAGGCAGAGAUGCAGGUGAGGGUGCCCUCCACUGCUGACAGCCAACUAGGCGAGGGGAGGCUGCCGACAGUCGGCCACAACUCGACCGACGACUACACCGAGUCGCGCACACUUGUCUCCUCAUCCAUUGCAGCUGAGGAAUCGAUGGACAAGGCGAACGCGGUACUAAGCGCCUCCCAGUUUGCGCUGCGUGAGGCACUUAUGCUGCUGAACGCGUCCCUGCAGAGCACGGACGUGGAGAGGUCCCACCUUGUGGAUGCGUCUUUGUCGGAUGCCCAGUAUGUGACUGAGUUGAUUGCAGAGGUACGUCGUGUCACGGCAGAGCGGGAUAGGCUGCGUGCACAGGUGAACGUGUGCCAGGAGUUGUUAGAGAAGAACCACGUGACAGUGGUGGAGCGGGCGCUGAUGCACGACGUUCCUGUAGAGGACUCUCUCAACGUCGCCGAGGCAACGGAGCGCAUUGAGGUGCUAAAGAAUCAGCUGGCAGCGGCAAAGCAGGUGUGCGAGCGUGCUUUGAACGAAGUGAAGCAGGUCACGGCUGAGAAGGGCGACGUGGAACUGCGCCUCACAGAGCUGGCACGCGAACACGAGGUGCUGCAGAGGCACACGAGCCGUCUUACAGAUAGGCUGCACGAGAGCCUAGCGAGAGAAUCCGAGCUGAGGGAGAAGAACAUGGCGCUGCAGACCCAGCUCACCGAUCUUGUCCAGCUGCCAGGCGUACCCACAGUGGAGGCAGAGGCGUCGUCGAUAGCACCGCACACCACUGCGGCCCGCCUCACGGAUCUUUUCUCGUCUCUUCAGGAGUCGUUGGGCAGUCUCAGCGUGGAGGUCGGCGCCCUGCGCCGCGAGCGAGCCGACGGAGCUUCGAGAGAGACGGACGUGGGCAGCGGCGACAACAACGGCCCGGACGCUGACGGCGUCGACGAUGCACUGCUAGUUGACUCUCUUAGUCGCUCCGGAAUGAUGAGCAUCGUGCGUGUGUUGAAGGAGACGUUGCACAAGGCCGGUUUACUGAAGGUGUCGCUGAGGAGCGUCGCUGGUGCCCAGGCUGCUGGACUGUGUGCUGCUGCUAAGGUGUGCGGCAACGCUGACGGAGGCAGCGGCGCUGCGUUGACUGCAAACGUUGUGCCGCCUCCAUCGCCUGAGACGCAGCAGCGAGCACUCGAGUACCGCUACUCUCUGCUAGAAGCCAAGCUCAUGAGCAUGGUGGCGGAGCGGCUGGAGAUGCAGGGGCGCUUGCAGAAGGCAGAGAAAACCAUAGCAGACAUGGAGGCGGCAAAUCAGCGCCUUCUCACCAUCUCGAAGAGCGUGAUCGAGAAGCAGAAUACGCUCAAGACAGAAAACGAGCAGCUGCAGGCACAGCUGCGACAACUAACUACUGCCGCCAACGCCGCAUCAACACCGCUGCCAGAGCUUCUAGCAGCGCCGGGACUUACCACGGCACCCGUGAGUGCUCAGAUGCCGACGCCGCAUGAGGGUGCGGUGACCCCUAUCCCAUACGCACAUGCGGUUGGGAUCUCAGUCCCAUCGGAGCAUGUCGAGUGGAGCGCCACCGUCGCUCCGGCGUAUUCGACAUCGGCAAUGCAGCCGCGAGCACCCACUCGGAUCGACGAUCCCCCUGUGGCGAAUGCAUCGCUGCCCCACUCUGGCGUGCCGGUCCCGCAAGAGCAGAUCGAGGAGGGUACUGGGAGGGCGCCAGAAGGUGUGGCUGCCAACGUGGCGGUCACGUCCUCAUCGGAGCCAAUAAACGAGAAUGUCGUCCCGCAGACGGAGGCAUCGCUGGUGGCGGUGGAAGAUCUAGCGGAGGCGGUGUCCGGGCCUGAGGAGUGA